UUUAGUUUCGUUAUCGAAUCGGUGCGCGGCACAUCCACAAAUUUAAAUCCAUCAAUUUAUCUCGAAGUUCUUAUGGCGCGCUUUUGUUGUCUGUUGGUCCUAUUGGCGGUGGCCGGCUAUGGAGCUGCUGCCCCGGCACCUGGCAAGGCCGAGGGACGCUCCUUUGGACUACUCGGCGGUGGCUUUGGAGGUGGUCUUGGACUCAGCGCUGGAGUGGGCUUAAAUGCGGGCCUCUACAGUGGUUUCGGUGGUGGUGGUGGACACGGCUACGGUGGUGGCUAUUAUCCUGGUGGCGGCUACUAUCCUGGCGGUGGUCAUUACCAUGGAGGUCAUGGCUACGGAGGUGGACAUGGAUAUGGACAUGGCCAUGGAGGUGGUUACUAUCCCGGCGGCGGUUAUGGCGGUGGCUAUGGACACCAUCCAGGUGGCGGUUUCUACCCCGGUGGUGGCUACAACAGCCACGGUGGAUCAUAUGGCGGCCACUACAGUCAAUCCCAGUCGCAGUAUUCCAACAACUACUACAAUGGUGGUUAUGGCGGUGGCGGCGGCUUCUUUGGCCGAUAAUCCUAGCACAGUGUGAUCAUUUUUAACUCUAAGUUAGCUCAUGUUAUUUGUACUGAAAAUCCAGAUUGUAAAACACUCGGAAAAUAUAAAAAAAAAGUUAUAAACCAGA
This is a messenger RNA of Drosophila innubila, 673 nucleotides long. RefSeq names its product pupal cuticle protein Edg-91 (gene Edg91). The record is from RefSeq and is a predicted model, not a curated record. The transcript is spliced from 2 exons. Bases 73 to 564 code for a protein of 163 amino acids. Lineage: Eukaryota; Metazoa; Arthropoda; Insecta; Diptera; Drosophilidae.